AUAUUAAAUAAUAUUAAUUUUAACUCAGCAACAACCAAAUUCCUCCCUCUCCCUAUAGAAAAAUUCUAUUCACAACAAUUCUUUUCUUCUGCAAAGAACAAAAAGAAGACGACGAGGACAAAGAAGAAGAGGAAGAAGAAGCAUAUUUAUUCAUUUUUCCAAAAUGCAUUUCGCUAAACUCGAUGAUUCGCCAAUGUUCAGGCAACAGCUGCAGUGCCUGGAAGAAGGUGUAGAUUCAUUACGGGCGAGAUGCCAGAAGUUCUACAAAGGAUGUCGGAAGUACACGGAAGGUCUUGGUGAGGGAUAUGAUGGGGACAUUGCUUUUGCGAGUGCCCUUGAAACUUUUGGGGGAGGGCAUGGUGAUCCUCUUUUUGUUGCUUUGGGAGGACCUGUUAUGACCAAAUUCACUAUUGCUUUGAGAGAAAUUGGUACCUACAAAGAAGUUCUACGGUCACAGGUGGAGCACAUGCUUAAUGACCGGUUGUUACACAUUCUCAAUGUUGACAUCCAAGAUGUUAAGGAAGCUCGAAAGCGGUUUGACAAAGCUUCCCUUGCAUAUGAUCAGGCACGUGAUAAGUUUCUGUCAUUGAGAAAGAGCACUAGAAUGGAUGUUGCUGCUGCCAUCGAAGAGGAAUGGCACAGUGCAAGAGAUUCAUUUGAGGAAGCUCGUUGCAAUCUGGUUAGUGCUCUAAAUAAUGUUGAGGCCAAGAAGAGAUUUGAAUUUUUAGAGGCCGUCAGUGGAAUUAUGGAUGCUCAUCUUCGAUACUUUCAACAGGGAUAUCAGCUAUUGCAUCAGAUGGAACCUUUCAUUACUGAGGUCUUGGCUUAUGCACAGCAGUCAAGAGAAAGUUACAAUACGGAUCAGAUCUCACUAAAUGAAAAAAUGCAAGAGUACAAAAAACAAAUUCACCAAGAAAGUAGAUUGUCUUUAAAUGGCCCCCAUGGUUCUCCUGGAGAAUGUGUACAGCCUUUUUCUAAGAUAUCAAAUGAAGUGGUAGAUGCAGUAAAAGAAUCUGCUGCAAAUGGGAAGGUUCAAAUUAUUCGACAAGGAUUUCUUUCAAAACGCUCCUCCAAUCUGAGGGGUGACUGGAAGAGGAGGUAUUUUGUCCUUGAUAGCCGAGGAAUGCUGUUCUAUUAUCGCAAACCAUGGAACUUGGCGCAUAGUAGCAAUCCACCAUCUGUUCAGAGAAAUAAUGCCAAUGAAAAUGGGUCUGGACUUCUGAGCCGGUGGCUUUCUUCUCAUUAUCAUGGGGGUGUCCAUGAUGAGCGAGCUGUGGCACGUCAUGCAGUGAACCUGCUUACGUCAACAAUUAAGGUUGAUGCUGAUCAGUCAGAUUUAAGAUUUUGCUUCCGGAUUAUUUCACCAGUAAAGAACUAUACAUUGCAGGCAGAAAAUGCAGUUGACCAAAUGGAUUGGAUAGAAAAAAUGACUGGAGUAAUUGCUUCCUUGUUGAGUGUUCAGUCAGUAGAAAUGCCUCUCACAGCUGACUCUGAAAGCGGUGGAUGUUCCUCUUCAAGCAAGAGUGAUACGCUGGAAAACUUUCGAGAUGAUAUUCAACCAAUGAGUAAGGAGUGUGCGUCCAAGAACAUCACUUCUACUGGUCAUUUGCGUGAAUAUAAAAGUUUUCAGUUGCAUAAACAGAGUACAAGAGGUGAAAAACCAAUUGAUGUUCUCAGAAGUGUAAGUGGGAAUGACAAAUGUGCUGAUUGUGGUAAACCUGAACCAGAAUGGGCAUCCUUAAACCUUGGUAUUCUCAUAUGCAUCGAGUGUUCUGGCAUUCAUCGUAAUCUUGGUGUACAUAUAUCAAAAGUAAGAUCACUGACACUUGAUGUGAAAGUUUGGGACCCUUCCGUUCUAACUAUGUUUCAGUCCCUAGGCAAUCAUUUUGCAAACUCAGUUUGGGAAGAGAAGUUGCAUUCAGCAAGUGAAAUGCAAGCUGAUGGCAAUACUAUUGACGACAGAAACAAAUUACUCCGUGCAAGGAAACCAGAACAUGACGAUCCUAUUUCAUUAAAAGAGAGGUUCAUUCAUGCAAAGUAUUCUGAGAAAAUCUUUGUCGAUCAGAUAAAGAAUAACAACCAUCUCCUUUCGGUGGCACAACAGUUGUGGGAAAGUGUCUGUGCCAAUGACAAGAAAGCAGCAUACCGGCAUAUUGUGAAGUCUGAUUUGGAUGUCAAUGCCGUCUGUGGUCAAGAAUAUUUUGAUGAUGCUUUUGACAUGCCUUCUUCAAGCAAUUCAAAAUCUUCAGCCAGGAGCGAAAAUCAGCCAUUAGAGGACAUACUUGAUGGUUCAACUGUGCUUCAUCUGGCAUGCCUGACUGCUGACAUUGCCAUGGUGGAGCUGCUCUUACAAUAUGGCGCAGACAUAAAUGCUUCCGAUUCAAGAGGUCGCACCCCACUGCAUUACUGUAUUAUCAGAGGGAAGAAUGCAACUGCCAAAUUGCUUCUUAUGAGAGGGGCCAAUCCACAUGCCGCAGACGAUGAAGGCAAUACUCCUCUUAAACUUGCGUCAGAAUCCGCUUCUAUUAGCGACGAUGUUCUCGGCCUCAUUACAAGAAGAUGACAUUAGCCUACAGGGCAUGUAAUAUUUAUAGUCAAAAAAUGGAUGUCGCUGAAUCGAACCUAUCAUCGAUUGGUGCCAUAGCACUCAAGGAAAUUUACUGCCCACUUAUCUAAAUCUUGACGAGAAAGAAUCAGCCUUUAACAAGUGAGGGGGGCAAGAAUUGGUGGGUUCGUCUGCCUGGCAAUGUGUGUAUAGUGUAUGGGUUGUUUAGUGGAAAACAGUUCCAUCCUCUUUAAAUUUUGGAAGUGCAUAAUGAUUAAUUAUUUUCAUUAUAUAAUCGAUUAAUUAACAUGUAUUCUAAGGGCGGCUUGUGAUGUACCAACAUUUUUAUUACUCUGUUGGGUUACAUUUCCACUUUGGUCACGCGACAAAGAUGGAAAACAUGCACAUCAUUGAUAGAAGUUCCUGGAACGUGAAUCUUAA
Messenger RNA from Neltuma alba, 2986 nucleotides. Its product is annotated as ADP-ribosylation factor GTPase-activating protein AGD1. The transcript is spliced from 20 exons. Lineage: Eukaryota; Viridiplantae; Streptophyta; Magnoliopsida; Fabales; Fabaceae. Gene Ontology annotation, cellular component: cytoplasm. The coding region runs from base 164 to 2563 and encodes 799 amino acids. Gene Ontology annotation, molecular function: protein binding; GTPase activator activity. The record is from RefSeq and is a predicted model, not a curated record.